Staurois parvus is the source of this 379-nucleotide messenger RNA. NCBI's taxonomy places the organism in Eukaryota, Metazoa, Chordata, Amphibia, Anura, Ranidae. The record is from the annotation of a GenBank genome assembly.
CAGCAGAUCACCGAUCAUGGAAAGAGCCGAAGAUGUCGGCUCGGUCAUGUGAUCAGCUGUGUCCAAUCACCAAUCACAGCUGAUCACAUGGGACAUGUACACUGAUCUUUAGGGCACUGAUGAUCAGUGUGCCCUGAUGAUCAGUGUAGCCCCAGCAGUGCCACCUGUCAGUGCCCAUCAGUGCCACAUCAAUGCCACAUAUCAGUGCCUGCCAGUGCACAUCAAUGCCACAUAUCAGUGCCCAUCUAAGCUGCCUUUCAGUGUCACCCAUCAGUGCCAGUCAGUGCCACCUAUCAAUGCCAAUCAGUGCCACCUAUCAGUGCUGUCAAUCAGUGCCACAUAUCAGUGCCAGUCAGUGCCAGCCAGUGCCACCUAUCAG